GAGCUCAAUGACAGUUCCAAACAGUUGACUUCUGAGAAGGUGAGCUUGGUAGAUGAGGUCAACUGAUUGAAAAGCUUCGAGAUGGCCAAUUAAGCUAUGUCAGUUGCAAGCCGAGCUUAUGAGUUGGCCAACAAAAUGAACGAGUUAAAGGAAGAGCUGGAGAAAGCUCAGGCUAAGAGGGAUAGCGGCAUCCAAGCUGCCAAGGAUGAGGCCGACUGUGCUAAAGACCGUGCCAAAAGAGCUAAAGCUGACAGCGACAAGGCUUUUUACGAGCUGAACUCCUUGAAGGAGAGGUGGUUGGUUGGAGCUAAUAUGUUCCAAGACACCGUGGCAAUCGCCUCAGCAAAUACCACCACAGAGAUUUACAACAAAAUUUAUGGGAAGGUAUUACGGCACCGAGCUCACUUCCCAAUCGGCGAGCUAGCCUUCUUCGAGGGAGAGGAAAUGGACGAGCAAGGUAAAAGUCUCGCUCCUCUUGUUGAUGCCAUGGUGAGGUUGAGGUGGGAGCUUAAUGAAGAAGGAGUGCCAGUGCGGCCUCUAUCUGUUGUGGAAGAAGGGGAGGACACUGAGGGUUUGCCAAGCUUCAAUGCUUAGGUGGCAGAGCCCCUUGAAGCAGAGGCAGAACCAUUAAGCACUCCCUCAUCCUCUUAGCCUACUACCACUCUAGCUCUUCCCUCGCCAGCUCAUUCUACUCCAACUCAACUAUUUCCUGCUCAUGCUAUUAUUGCACCCAUUGACACAUCCAUUCUCGUUGAUAUGACAGAUGAUUAGCUUAUUUCUUUCUUUUGUAUUUUUUUGUAUUGGUCACUUGACCCAUUAGAACAUUGUAAUGAUUGUCCAUUGCAUUUACGUGUAUAUUUUUUGGAAAGAAAUACAAAAUGGACAACAUU
Molecule: messenger RNA, 890 nt
Organism: Rubroshorea leprosula
Lineage: Eukaryota; Viridiplantae; Streptophyta; Magnoliopsida; Malvales; Dipterocarpaceae
Source: the annotation of a GenBank genome assembly